CAUUUAGUGGCAAGCACAAGUCUUGUCAUUAUAUUAAAUCAUCUUGCUCUUUACAAUCUACUGUAUGUGCACAAAUCUCUGAAAAAAUCAUGGUGAAAGAUUCGUUUUCAUUGCCGAGUGGUAUGAUCCAAAUGCUUCACUUUUUCGACGUUAUGAGCUUUUAUUUUACCCAGGAGAUGGAUCUGUCGAAAUGCAUGAUGUAAAGAAUCACCGCACCUUUUUAAAGAGGACCAAGUAUGAUGAUCUUCACUUGGAAGAUUUAUUUAUAGGCAACAAAGUGAAUGUCUUUUCUCGACAGCUGGUGCUAAUUGACUAUGGGGAUCAAUACACAGCCCGCCAACUGGGCAGUAGGAAAGAAAAAACAUUAGCUCUGAUUAAACCAGACGCAGUGUCAAAAGCUGGAGAGAUAAUUGAAAUGAUAAACAAAGCCGGAUUUACUAUAACCAAACUCAAAAUGAUGAUGCUUUCAAGGAAAGAAGCAACAGAUUUUUAUAUAGACCAUCAUUCAAAGCCCUAUUUAAAUGAGCUGAUCCAGUUUAUUACGAGUGGUCCUACUAUUGCCAUGGAGAUUUUGAGAGAUGAUGCUAUAUGUGAGUGGAAACGACUGCUUGGGCCUGCAAACUCCGGCCUGGCACGAGCCGACGCUCCUGGGAGCCUGAGAGCCCUCUUUGGAACAGAUGGCAUAAGAAAUGCAGCUCAUGGCCCUGAUUCCUUUGCUUCUGCUGCCAGAGAAAUGGAGUUAUUUUUUCCUUCAAGUGGAGUUUGUGGACCAGCGAAUACUGCUAAAUUUACCAACUGUACCUGUUGCAUUAUUAAGCCCCAUGCCAUCAGCGAAGGACUCCUGGGAAAGAUCCUCACGGCUAUCCGGGACGCAGGGUUUGAAAUCUCAGCUAUGCAAAUGUUCAACAUGGAUCGAGUUAAUGUUGAAGAGUUUUAUGAAGUUUAUAAAGGAGUUGUGUCUGAGUAUAGCGAGAUGGUGACAGAAAUGUAUUCUGGCCCUUGCAUAGCAAUGGAGAUUCAACAAAAUAAUCCUACAAAGACAUUUCGAGAAUUCUGUGGACCAGCUGAUCCUGAAAUUGCCCGGCAUUUACGGCCUGGAACUCUCAGAGCUAUCUUCGGUAAAACUAAGAUCCAGAACGCUGUCCACUGUACGGAUCUACCCGAGGAUGGCCUAUUAGAGGUUCAGUACUUCUUCAAGAUCUUGGAUAGCUAGCAGCAUAGGAAACAAAGAAAUCACAGGCUGGGGCAUUGAGACAAGACCGAAUCAGGCACAUGAGGGAUGUGUUCAUUCUUUUAUUGUCCGUUGUUUGAACCUGACUGAAUACAAGAUCAACAAGAGCACUGUACUCCCGGCAAUUAUUAUAUAUGUUAGAACAUGGAUUUUGCACUGUAGACAACAUUUAACACCAGUCUAUGGGGUACUGCAUUGCUUUUUAUAAAGUCCAAAAUAAAGAUUUAUUUUCAAACAAGUGA
Molecule: messenger RNA, 1473 nt
Organism: Suricata suricatta (meerkat)
Lineage: Eukaryota; Metazoa; Chordata; Mammalia; Carnivora; Herpestidae
Gene: NME7
Product: NME/NM23 family member 7
Exons: 12
Coding region: 191-1213 (340 amino acids)
Biological process (GO): UTP biosynthetic process; CTP biosynthetic process; GTP biosynthetic process
Cellular component (GO): centrosome
Molecular function (GO): nucleoside diphosphate kinase activity; ATP binding
Source: RefSeq, a predicted model, not a curated record